Molecule: messenger RNA, 426 nt
Organism: Pyrenophora tritici-repentis Pt-1C-BFP
Lineage: Eukaryota; Fungi; Ascomycota; Dothideomycetes; Pleosporales; Pleosporaceae
Source: RefSeq, a predicted model, not a curated record
AUGACGUAUGCAGAACGGACAUUCACAAUAGCAACUCUGAAAAGAUCGCUGAGAAUCAGAAGGCGACAAUGCAACAAGGCGCCAUAUCCCGUUGCGGGCUUCUCUCAUAGCGCCCUCCUCCAAGAAGCCGAUCGUAUUCACAGGUCUGUUUUCAGUACGUUCGAGCGUGGUAAUGCGGGCUCGAGUCUUUUCAGGGGCUCAUCCGAAGCGCAGAACGUCUUGAAUCCCCCAGUGCUCCUCCAGAACAUCCGUAUCUGUAGAGUGAAGCUGAAAGAUCUCUUGGGCGUCCUUAGCACUGGAACAAUAGCAAUGAUGGACGCUACUACCUGCGCGAUCGUGGUAGUCGGUGGCAAAGGGAAGGGUUACGGUGGUUCGGAAACUGAAUCGAAGGGUUUGCGAGCGAUGGUUUCGGAGGGAAACCAAUAA